CUGUUGCUACUGUCAAUACCUGCAAAAAUGUACGUGUUCCCCUUUUCUUCAUAUAUUUUUUUCCAAGAAAGUCACUUCCUUUCACUUUUUCUCCCCGACCACAAUUCGGCACCCUCGCGGAUCGUAGCGCCAGCUUCAGUGACGAAUCUGCCAGUCGGUAGAAGAAGAUUGCUGUUCCAAUGAAAACAUCCGCAACAGUAGCCAGUUGAAACAGUUCACCUUACUUGAACAAAAAUAUCUAGACUUCACCGAAUGUAGUUCGCUAGCAUAGCACCUGGAAAUAUAUGAAGCGCUUUGCUACUAGAUGCAUUAUGUGACGUUUUCUGUCAGAAGAGAAUACUUCCUUCGAUCGUGGUGGAUAGCUAACGAUAGCAACGAAGCUAGCUUAGUUCAACAGCAUUUCAACUUGAUUGAUGCCCGGUUACCCUCCAGCAGAUAACUUAUAUUAGUAAAUGAACUAUGGCAGAAAGAUGGUGAAAAGAAUUUCUACAGUCCGGGAUUGCUGGUUGCUCUAAUGAGCGCUCAUGGAGAGAACAGAUUUCCAGAGGUGGCUGGAGUCAGUCUCGACCACUUUCCUCACACUAAAUGACCAGCAGCGAAACCAGUCUUUGGACCACAUUAUAUCCCUUAGCGGUGCAGCCCAGCUUCGUCAUUUGUCAAAUGGCCUGGAGGCACUCCUCAAACGUGACUUUCUGCGACUCCUGCCGCUGGAACUGGCUUUCUAUUUGCUGCGCUGGUUAGAUCCACAGACUUUACUCUGUUGCUGCUUAGUCUCCAAGCAGUGGAACAAAGUGAUAAAUUCAUGCACAGAAGUGUGGCAGAACGUUUGUCGGGAGCUGGGCUGGAGGAUUGACGAGUCCAUUCAGGAUGCAUCCCAUUGGAAGGGUGUCUACCUUAAAGCUAAACUGCGUAUGGUUCAACUGAAGGAUCAGAAGGCCUUUGAGACAUCCUCACUCAUUGGCCACAGUGCUCGUGUGUAUGCUCUAUAUUAUAAGGAUGGUCUUCUCUGCACAGGAUCUGAUGAUCUCUCUGCAAAAUUAUGGGAUGUACGUACUGGUCAAUGCAUUUAUGGAAUUCAGACUCACACCUGUGCCACCGUGAAGUUUGACGAACAGAAGCUUGUAACCGGAUCCUUUGACAACACUAUUGCGUGCUGGGAAUGGAGCACAGGGGCCAAAAUUCAGCACUUCCGUGGCCACACUGGAGCAGUUUUCAGUGUGGACUACAAUGAUGAGAUGGACGUGCUGGUGAGCGGUUCUGCAGACUUCAGUGUGAAGGUCUGGGCUCUGGCAGCCGGUGCUUGUCUCAACACUUUGACUGGACACACUGAAUGGGUUACCAAGGUGAUACUCCAGAAAAGUGAAGUGGAGUCUGUGGUGCACAGUCCUGGUGAUUACAUCCUCCUUAGUGCUGAUAAGUAUGAAAUUAAGAUCUGGCCUUUAGGAAAAGAAAUCAACUGUAAGUGCUUAAAGACACUGUCAGUAUCGGAGAACCGCAGCAUAAGCCUUCAGCCCCGUUUGCAGUUUGAUGGACGCCACAUUGUUUGCAGCUCUGACAUCGGAGUGUAUCAGUGGGAUUUUGCCAGUUUUGAGAUUCUCAGGGUGAUAAAAGUGCAGGAUCCAGCCAACUUGUCCUUGCUGAGCUUUGGUGAGGUGUUUGCACUCCUUUUUGACAACCAUUUCCUCUAUGUGAUGGAUCUCAGGACAGAGUCAAUUUCAGGUCGCUGGCCUCUACCGCCGUACAGGAAAUCGAAACGUGGAUCCAGUUUCCUGGCUGGCGUGACAUCGUGGCUCAAUGGCUUGGAUGGGGACAACGACUCUGGACUGGUGUUUGCGACAAGCAUGCCAGAUCACAGCAUUCACUUAGUACUAUGGAAGGAAAACGGCUGAAGAGGAUUGAACCCGAGAUUCACCCAAUGUGAAGUAGGGCUGCACAAUAUGGAACAAAAAUAGCGUUAUGGCGAUCAUGGCCCAUGCAAUUUGUCGCAAAGACACGCAAUAAUUUUGAUUUGGAAUUGGAUGCUUUUGUCUGAAGUUGACCAGUCAGAUGCAACUGAAAACGCAUAUCGCCAAUCAGUAGGUGAACAGUAUCUAGGGGCAUUCCAAUUCAUUAGCUGAGAAAACACCAAGCUUGCUUACUUUGCCGCAUGAAAAGCUGUAUUCCUUUCAUUGGCUAAUAAUGUCUCUGCUUUAGGUACUUGUUAAAUAUCCUGAUAUUGAUAUUGCUGUAUUCAACACCCAUAAUCGCAUAUCGUGCAGCCCUAAUGUAGAGCACCAUCAUUGUGACACACGCGAACAUAAAAGGAUCAUGGUUUAAUUAAGGAUUUUGUUUUUAUCAAUUUCAUGUAACCCUGCAAGCGAGGGGCUGUAGAUUUUUGUCAAAUCGGAAAGCACGAGACCACUCCUUGGAGUACUGGCCUACCUGACGCGACAACGGUGAAAGACUAUCCAAUCUUUACGCUCAGAAUAAAAUGCACACAUUAUUUUGUAUCAAAUGUACUAAACAUUUUGACAUUUGUGUUGAAUCAAAUAGUGAAGCAAAUUCUGAGACAACAGAUGAACAUUUUAGCCUUUCAUUUCCAGGUAUUUAUAUGGAUUGGAUACAUGACUUUGAUCUUACCUUUUCUUUUAAUCAACAUUUUUUUUUUCUUGAGCAAGUACAUCUGACUGACAGGUGUGUUUUGUCGAAAGGUGUGUCCUAACUCAUUGAUUAUUCAAACUAAGCUAAUUAAAA
Messenger RNA from Hippocampus zosterae (dwarf seahorse), 2733 nucleotides. RefSeq names its product F-box and WD repeat domain containing 2 (gene fbxw2). The coding region runs from base 525 to 1889 and encodes 454 amino acids. Lineage: Eukaryota; Metazoa; Chordata; Actinopteri; Syngnathiformes; Syngnathidae. The transcript has 8 exons. Gene Ontology annotation, molecular function: protein binding. The record is from RefSeq and is a predicted model, not a curated record.